AUGAGCAGCGAAGCUCACCACGCCAUCAUCGACCCGCUCAUUGAGCUCUCCCCAGCGGAGGAGACUGGACCCGGCACGCACUUUAGAUCAACCUUCGCGCCCAUCACUCCAACUGCGACCCCUCCCCCUUCCGCAGCGCCUAAGCAUGGUUCUCCCGUCCAGAUCCGCGAGCAAACGACUGGCAGCUCCGUCCUGAGCUCCAACAACCCCUUCCGCGACCAACCUCCCAAAACUAAGAACGUCACAAUUGUCGAGACUCGCCGUCCCUCCAGCAGCAGCCGUGACAACUACCCUACACCUCCCACAACUGCUAGCCCCCGCGGCGAGAGAUUCCCCACUUACCGCGAAGAUGCCUUCUCAGGCUACAACGACGGCCGCCGCCGCAGCUCCGGCCAGGGCUCACCCGUCGCAGAACCCAGCAAUGGCCGCCGAAGGGGCAGCUCCCUGACGGAACGCUUCCCAGGCGACACGUCUCACCGGCCGCUCGACAUAAUCAAGAAAGAUAGCAAAGCCGCCAACCGCGCCCCCCACCUCCAGAAGCGCCACAUCCCCGGCGCGGACAUGGUCGACAAGCUUGACGCCGCGCCCGUUGGACAGACCUACCACCACGGAGGCCCGUACGACGCGGCUCUGCUUGCACGCAAUACCUCGUUCACCUCUAGCCCUGUCGCAGCAGUCGCGGAGACGAACCACGAAGCGCUCAAAGCCACGUCGCCGGAGAACAUUCAGGACUCGCUUGAACGUCACAGGCCGCUGGACGGUGUCGCAGCCGUGCCGCCAGGGAUGAAGGACGAGUUUGGUCGGACGUACGAGUACGAAGAGGGGACGGACAUGAUGCGUGAUCUCGGCGGGAACUACAAGCGUUGGCCUGGCGUCGACUACCACCCCGAUGACCUCAAGGGCAAAGGCGAGCCCUCUUAUACGAUUGAUAAGCAGCUGAAAGAACACAAGGCACACGAAAACACCUACGGCGAGAGCGGCGUUGCAGGCGAAAGCUCUGGGAUUGAGAUGACGAGCCGGCCGAGAAACAAGUCGGUCAGCCACGCCGAGUCGACGGGGGCUACGGACUAUCAGUACCAGCGUGUGUACGAGGAAGAACAGGCAGGAGCGAGUGUCGGCCGCACGAGGGGCAACAGCGUUACUGAAGGACUCAAGAAGAGGCUGGGAAGUUUGAGGAGGAAGAACAAGGAUUGA
Messenger RNA from Coniosporium apollinis CBS 100218, 1194 nucleotides. RefSeq lists its product as uncharacterized. The record is from RefSeq and is a predicted model, not a curated record. NCBI's taxonomy places the organism in Eukaryota, Fungi, Ascomycota, Dothideomycetes. The coding region runs from base 1 to 1194 and encodes 397 amino acids. Gene Ontology annotation, cellular component: cytoplasm. The transcript is spliced from 3 exons.